AGCACGGUGUGGCUAGAGCAAAUAUGAACCGUCGAACGAGGGCCCUGGUGGGGCUGCUGUGCCUAACCGGGCUGGCAACAGGCCAGCUGAACCAAAGCUACCGGCCGGAGUUCUUCUCGCCCGGGCAGGGUUUCCAGUCGGUGUCGGCGCAAAUCUCGAGCAGUAAUGUUCAGCAGUUUAAACGUCAAGCUCCCGGUGGAGGUGGCGGUGCUGGGGCUGCCGAUGUCAUCCCGCAUGACCAGAAAAAGCAAACCACCUUCUGGUGGGUGGCACCGGACACCCCUUUCAAGGCUACUAAAAUCGGUGGUGGUGUCCAGAAGCCGCCCGAAAGUGCUGAUGGGCAAGACGGUGCGGCUGGGGCGGCAGCAGGUGGUGCGGCGGCCGCAGGAGCCGCAGGAGUGUCUCAAACAGCCUUCCAGACUUCUGCGGCUCGUACGACGAGCCAAGCUGGCCAAGCGUUUGGUGCUGGCGGAACCGCGACGUCGAUCCAAUCGGCAUCGCGGACGGUCGGUACACAGACACAAGGGUUCCAGGGGGCGGGUGUGGCUACGGGUGCAGCGGGGUCGACACGGACUAGUAUUGCCAAGAGCAGUACGAGCACAUUCGGACAGACCGGUGUCACUCAACCGGGUGUGAUCGCUGGAUCGUCUCGAACUAGCUCCACUACGUCGAGCACGCAGGUCAACACCGGUACGACUCAACCAGGUGUUGGAGCAAGUGGCGUUCUUACGUCCUCUGUUAUUCGGCAGUCAAAGACGCAAACUACGACCGGAGUUGCGCCCGUUCCCGUGCCACCUCCGCCACCACCGACCACGUCUAUCCAAAGCACAACGACGGGCGUGCGGACGGACACGAUCACGACUAACGUUAACCAACCGCGGACUUCCGUAGGCGUCACUAACGUAGAUACGCAGCGUACCAAUACCAAUAUUCAAACUAACCUCUAUCCGGGCCAGCCGGGCCAACCAGGCCAACCGGGCAGUUCAACCACCACGACGGUCGUGGGGACGACCGGCACCAGGACGAUCGGAACUCCGCCAAAUAACUACGGUGGUACGUCGGUCACGAAAACGCAGAACCGCUCGGACAGUGGCAUCACGAGCAAGGUCAUCACCACUGGCACGAUACAACAGCCCUUCUUCAAGCAGACCACCGUUUCGACCGGGUACCAAUACCCUGUGCCUGAUACGGUGCCGUGUUACGAGCCGAACAAGAUUUGUGCUCCGAACCAGUACUGCAACAACGGACUCGUCGAAGAGUCGCAGCUGAAUCUGUUCAACACGAACAACCAGAACUGCAACUCAGCCACGGAACAGUGCUGCAAGAUUCGACAGACGCCGGCCACGCGCUGCCCCGACGAAAGCUACGUCUGCGUGUCGCCCAGCUUAUGCAACAACGGUCUGGUGAACUUCGACGCACAGAAUGCCAUCUCCACGAGCCAACAGACUGGCGAAUGUUACGCACCGGAAGUUUGCUGCAAACAGCAAUCCCUGCUGUCCGAAUCAACUGUCCUGACGAAUGAAGGAUACGUCGUUAAGGUACCGGAAAAUCAGUACCUCCCACCAGAGGGCCAAAACACCGUCACAAACAUUCAAACUGCACCCCCACCACGACCACCUACCACCCCACGUCCACCACCACCACCACCAACCACACGCUAUGUUCCACCACCGACCACCACGCGUUACGUGCCACCACCAACCACCACCCGGUACGUGCCACCACCAACAACGACGCGUUACUACCCACCGCCCACCACGCGACCACCAUUCCGCGGCGACGAGUACAUUCCACCACGGGAAGAGGUGCCAGCACCGUCCAAUGACGACCCUAACAAGAUCAGACCUCCGCAGGACGAGAUCCCGAAUCCGGCCAACGAAACACCGGUGGUGUUGAGACCAACGACCCUACGUCCGUUCCAGCCCCGUCCGGAUGAUCCUCAGGCUCCAGCACCAUUGCCACCGGUUGGUUGCUCAGCUGCGAUGAACUGUACCGAAGAGGAGUUCUGUUCUUCGACAGGUGUCAUUUCGAAGACACCUGUCGUGUUGACAGAAGAGCAGAAGUUGUUCCGUGUGCCUGUCACCGCUUGUCGGAAUUUGGAGCGUAAUUUCGUCGGCGUGUGUUGUCGUGAUCCGGACUACGUCGAUCCUUGGCCCGUUGGUCAGCUUGGACAGUACAAUCCGGAGAUUCUGGGCUUCGAUGAUGGCUCGUACAAACCGAACGGCAAUAAUGGUAACACCGUCAAUGGCAACGGAAAUGCACGUCGCCCGGGUGAGCCAAUUCAGGCGUCACCAUCGCAGGUAACGUCUACACAAUCGUUUGCACCGAACCAGUUCGUCAGCCAGACGGCGUCAGUCACACAGUCGAAGUCGCAGUAUGAUCGCGGCGUAACGGCGUCCGCUUCCUUCCAGUCGACUGUUGGGCAGCGCGUGAAUGCUGCACCGGCUGGGUUGCAGUUUACCAACAGUGGAAAUACCCGGUUCCGGCCGUUUCAGAACCAACGCUCGGAGAGUACCGUGACCAGAUCGCAGCAGUGUGCCCCGAGGAACUAUAACACUCAACCGCGCGGUGCAGGACCCUUAGGAACCGGAUUCGGAGAGUUCCCGUGGCAGGCGAUGGUAUUGCUGGAAACGAACAAGAGUCUUCUGUGCGGUGGAGCGAUCAUCUCAGACAACACCGUCGUAACGGCUGCUAACUGCGUCUACGGACUCAACCCACGUACGAUCCAGAUCAAGGGAGGUGAAUGGCGCCUGGGAGUUGACGCCGAACCAAAGACAUUCCAGAUCGUGCGCGUAAAGGACAUUGUGUACCAUCCAGCGUAUAACCCGACCACACUGAACUACGACGUGGCUAUGCUGGUGUUGGAGGAUCGUCUUAAGUUCGACACGCACAUUGGAGCGAUCUGUUUGGAUGAGAACGAUGUUGUACCGAGUGCGUCCUAUGAGAACUGCGUCACCACUGGUUGGGGCAAGGAGGUCCUUAAGAUUCACAUCCAAAACGCGCUGAUGCAACAGAUGUCGAUCUCGCUGCUGUCGGAAGCUGAAAGCCAGAGCCAGCUACAAGCGAACGGUUUCACCGCGGAAUCGCACAUCUGCGGGCGACCGUCGGGAGAUGCCUGUGAGGUUGAUGUUGGCAGUGCACUGGCGUGUGCUGAUACAAGCGGCACGUACUACCUGAAGGGUGUCUACUCGGCCGACAAUGGUUGCAAUCGUCCGGAUCAGAUCGUGUCCUUCUCGAACAUUGACGUGCAGUGGCUCAAGCAAGCGUUGAAGAACCCAAACCAGUUCAUCACCCCUGUACCGAGCUAUCAAACUGCGGCCAAUAGCCCACAGGUGACGCGAAUUCAGCUUCAAUCCACCCAGGGACCGGCGUACAACAACAAGUACCUGCCACCGUACUAAACAGGGCCGGUACAGCUCCCGGGCAGGACACAGCAGGACACCAACUAACAUUCAGUGAUAGUACACAAACACCGCCCACCACACGAACACGCAGACGGAUCCACUCGUCUGGGGAGAGAAAGAGUGAUCGACUUUUCCGGAGCGAGCGAGUGAUCCGCAUUAAACAAUGCAUACACCAUACCAUUUUCACACCGUCACAGCCAACAUUCCGCACACGAUCAUUGAGACACGCAUUGCAUCGACGACAAGGACACAUUUUACAGUAGAUCAACACACCACACCGCUGCAUUGUGCUGCGUUAGUUUAGAAAGUUUAAGGAUCUUUUAUUUUUACCCCGCCCGAAUUUCUCUCACACCGUGGAAAACCGGAGCAACCGGAGUCCGUUCAUUGCCCCGUUCCCAAACGUAACGAUUUUUCUUUUUUCUCCCAUUGCCUGUGUGUGAGUGUGGUUGGGUGUCGGCCCUCUGUGUCCGGUUUCUUUUGCGUAGCUUUAAGUCCUUUACACCACACGUGCACCAAGUAAUCGCAAACACCGAAAAGCGCUCGUAUCCAGAUCAACGCACACGCAUAAUCACCCGGAUGGCCCGGAAGGAACGACAUCUAGAGUAUCAUUUAUUGCAGCGCAUUCGCAUGACAAAUGCCGCCAUUCGAGUGGCCAUUCGCGAGCAUAUCCUGCACGAGACGGACCGUACGGUCGCUUCAAGAACACUGUUUCAGGAGAUUCCAGACCGCGGGCAGCUGCAUCUGGCGUAACGUUACCAAUGCAAAUGCCACUGCUACGAUGCGGCUGCGUUGGCUUGGUUGCAUUAAGCCUUUUGUUUUCGUCUUCUUCUUCAUCCUUUUUUUUAACGAGAACACCGACAAACAUUCACCCCACACUAGGCACGCGCGCGCGCUAUUGACCGGCGUGAAUAGGCAGAAGCACACAGAAGCGUGGCGUUACUAUUCUUUUUGUAUCUGUAAUAUUAUUUAAUUACCUGUACAUAAUAAAUAUUGUAAGCUUUCAUCGUUUUU
Anopheles nili is the source of this 4415-nucleotide messenger RNA. RefSeq names its product inactive serine protease scarface-like. Gene Ontology annotation, molecular function: serine-type endopeptidase activity. The record is from RefSeq and is a predicted model, not a curated record. The coding region runs from base 24 to 3401 and encodes 1125 amino acids. NCBI's taxonomy places the organism in Eukaryota, Metazoa, Arthropoda, Insecta, Diptera, Culicidae. Gene Ontology annotation, biological process: proteolysis. The transcript has 8 exons.